Molecule: messenger RNA, 1199 nt
Organism: Nanorana parkeri
Lineage: Eukaryota; Metazoa; Chordata; Amphibia; Anura; Dicroglossidae
Gene: IST1
Product: IST1, ESCRT-III associated factor
Exons: 10
Coding region: 107-1189 (360 amino acids)
Biological process (GO): protein transport
Source: RefSeq, a predicted model, not a curated record
GGAGGGCGGGGCUACGACACAGCCAGGGGUGUCAGAUAGGUAAGAGGGAGAAGCGCAGAGGCCCAUCACCGGGAGACGAGAGACGGUCUGUACGUGAUCGGACACCAUGUUGGGCUCUGGGUUCAAAUCUGAGCGGCUUCGUGUGAAUCUACGACUUGUCAUAAACCGGCUUAAGCUUCUGGAGAAGAAGAAGACUGAACUGGCACAGAAAGCGAGGAAGGAGAUUGCCGAUUACUUGUCUACUGGGAAGGAUGAACGAGCGAGGAUCCGCGUAGAGCACAUUAUCCGGGAGGAUUACCUGGUGGAAGCUAUGGAGAUCCUGGAGUUGUACUGCGACCUUCUGCUGGCCCGAUUUGGGUUAAUUCAGUCCAUGAAAGAGCUGGACCCUGGCCUGUCUGAAGCGGUCUCCACCCUUAUCUGGGCGGCUCCACGUCUACAAACUGAAGUUUCUGAGCUGAAGACAGUUGCUGAUCAGCUAUGCGCCAAGUACAGUAAAGAGUACGGCAAGCUGUGCAGAACAAACCAGAUUGGAACCGUCAAUGACCGGCUGAUGCACAAGCUAAGUGUAGAGGCUCCACCGAAAAUACUUGUGGAGAGAUACCUGAUUGAGAUCGCCAAGAAUUACAAUGUUGCAUAUGAGCCGGAUUCUGUUGUAAUGGCCGAGGUUCCCACUGGUAUAGAGGCAGACCUUAUAGAUGUUGAAUUCUCAGAUGAGAAAAAGAGAGGAGGAGGAGGUGGUGGUGGUGGUGGAGGUUUUGCCAUGCCAUUGCCAACAGUGGGGGCGAUGCAGAUGCCCACUCCAACUAUUCCUUUCUCCUACCCCGCACCUGCUGGCCCGGAGACGUUCAACGGAGCACCUGUGGGUAUUUUCCAGCCCUUUGGCAACCAGCAUCCCCCAGCCAUUGGUCUUCUGCCCCCACCAAUCCCAACCAUGCCUCCUACCUAUGACUUUAUUAGUAAUGAAGGACCGCAUGCUAACGCUCCUCCAGCACCAGACGGUCCAGGAGCAUAUGGUGCGCCUGUUGCCAAGCCACGGACAAAAAUGCCAGAUAAUUUUGUCCUGCCUGAGUUACCCUCCGUUCCUGACACCCUUCCUGCCUCCUCAGCCGGAAUCGGCACUUCCAGUUCAGAUGAUAUUGAUUUUGAUGACCUCUCACGUAGGUUUGAGGAGCUAAAGAAGAAAACUUAAGCAGUAAGAA